AAUUACUAGAAAAAGGUUGAAAUGAGUGACUCAGUUAUGGUUAUAGGAAUUUAAUGGCAAUGAGCUAUUUGUUGAAGUCUUGAUUCUUUGAAUGAGACCAAAAUGGCGGAUUUCUGAUCGAGACCAGAUAACGAAUCAUAUUUAUUGUGGGCUUGUUUUUCGGAAGAUCCAAAUAUCAUUUCUGUCCUCUUAUAACAAGUUCUUUGUCUAUAAUUCAAGAUGGCAUCUUACCUAUUGGAUUCGAUGAAUGAAUUGACGUGAUAUUAAGGUCCCAGAAUGAUCAAAUUGAAUUGGGUUUGCGAUUUUGUGAUUUCGUUUUAAAGUUGAUUCCAAACGAAUUGCUGAAAUUGAAGCCUUCCCAUGUUAAUGCUUUGCAAGUGUUCGACGAAAUUUCAGAGGCUCAAAAGAAUCGAAUUGAAGACGGUGUGCUAAAGAAAAACAAUGGCAACUCCAGUUCAACCACCAAAUGGGGUUAGAUCCGAAGGGAAGCAUUACUUUUCUAUUUGGCAGGCAUUGUUCGAAAUCGAUAUAAAAUAUGUUCCCAUAAAGCCGAUUGGUCGUGGUGCAUAUGGUAUCGUUUGCUCUUCAAUUAACCGGCAAACCAAUGAGAAAGUUGCAAUAAAAAAGAUUCAUAAUACCUUCGACAACCAUACUGAUGCUGUGCGAACUUUACGUGAACUCAAACUUCUUCGCCAUCUUCGCCAUGAAAAUGUUAUUGCUCUGAAAGAUGUAAUGGUACCGAUGCACAGAACAAGUUUUAAGGAUGUAUAUCUGGUCUAUGAGCUUAUGGAUACCGAUUUGCAUCAGAUUAUUAAGUCAUCUCAGUCGCUUUCAAACGAUCAUUGCCAAUAUUUCCUCUUCCAGUUGUUGCGAGGCCUGAAGUAUCUCCAUUCCGCAAACAUUCUUCACCGUGACCUAAAGCCCGGGAACCUACUCAUCAACGCGAAUUGUGACCUAAAAAUAUGUGAUUUCGGGCUGGCGCGUACCAACAGUGGUAAAGACCAGUUCAUGACAGAAUAUGUUGUCACUCGGUGGUACAGGGCGCCUGAGCUCCUCCUCUGCUGCGAAAACUAUGGCACCUCGAUUGACGUUUGGUCAGUCGGGUGCAUCUUCGCUGAACUUUUGGGAAGAAAACCGCUCUUUCCAGGAACAGAAUGUCUCAACCAACUGAAACUAAUCAUCAACAUUCUUGGCAGCCAAACGGAAAACGAUAUCAAGUUUAUUGACAACCAAAAAGCAAGAAAAUUCAUCAAAUCGCUCCCUUUUUCACCUGGGACUUCAUUUUCGCAGCUUUAUCCUCAUGCUCAACCGUCAGCAAUUGAUCUAUUGCAAAAGAUGCUAGUUUUCGACCCUUCGAAGAGAAUUAGCGUCACUGAAGCACUUCAUCAUCCUUUUAUGGCGUCGCUCUAUAGUCCGAGCAUGGAUCCUCCGGUCGAAGUUCCGGUGAGUAUGGAUAUAGAUGAAGAUUUGGGGGAAGAGGUGAUAAGGGAGAUGAUAUGGAAGGAGAUGCUUCAUUAUCAUCCUGAAGUUGUUGCUGUUGCUGUUGCCAAUCCACAACCAAACUGAUGAAAGGUUUGUUGUGGAAGCAUAAUUUAGCAAUUUUUUUUUUUUGGUCUUUAAUUUGCAUUUUGCAGCCUAAUAAGCAUGGAAUUUAAUGCAUUGGUAGGUUAUGAUACUAGAAAACAACUUUUACUUCCAGGAGGUUGUUAUGAGCUAGAGUUGUACAGUAAUUGUGGGGAUAUGAUAUCCACAAUAAU
Molecule: messenger RNA, 1757 nt
Organism: Cynara cardunculus var. scolymus (artichoke)
Lineage: Eukaryota; Viridiplantae; Streptophyta; Magnoliopsida; Asterales; Asteraceae
Product: mitogen-activated protein kinase homolog NTF3-like
Exons: 3
Coding region: 442-1566 (374 amino acids)
Biological process (GO): protein phosphorylation; intracellular signal transduction
Cellular component (GO): nucleus; cytoplasm
Molecular function (GO): ATP binding; MAP kinase activity
Source: RefSeq, a predicted model, not a curated record